UCUCUCUAUCUUGUCCUCUGUACACACAAUCACAACAACAAAACACAAAAAUAAUAACUGAGAAACAACAAAAUUCGAACGUUAUAGAGAGAGAACCAUGUCUUGCACCGUUGCAAUCUCGAACUCGCCGGUGUUCUCUCCGUCUAGGGUUUCCUCCUCUUUCUUCUGCAAAACCUCCGUCUCUUCCUCCCCUGAAAAAACCCUAACCCUAACCAACUCACCUUCUUCUCCUUCGCUGCCUUCUUCUCCCUCUUCCCCUCUGAGGCUUCUUCGGCUACAGAAGCCGCCCAGUGGGCUCAACAGGGCGUCCAGCGAUGCUGUCAUUUCCACCUCCUCUUCGAUUUCCCCGACGCUUUUGAAGAGGAAGAGACCUGCCAGGCUCGAUAUUCCGAUUUCGUCUGUCGGAUUUGUCGCCGCCGGUGGUCCCGGGACGCCGGCGGUGGAGCGGAGAGAGCUGGUGGAGGUUGAUAGGGAUGGCUACUCUGUGUAUUGUAAGAGGGGGAGAAGAGAAGUUAUGGAAGAUCGGUACUCUGCUGUCGUCAAUCUUCAAGGAGAUCCCAAACAGGCUUUCUUUGGGAUUUUUGACGGGCAUGGAGGCACAAAGGCUGCUGAGUUUGCAGCGGAAAACUUGGAUAAGAACAUUUUAGAUGAAGUCGAGAGAAGGGAUGAAGUAGAAAUAGACGAGGCUGUUAAAUGUGGGUAUCUGAACACAGAUUCUGAAUUUCUGAAGGAAGAUCUCCGCAGUGGAUCAUGCUGUGUCACGGCACUGAUCAGGAAGGGCAAUCUUGUGGUGUCCAAUGCUGGCGAUUGUCGUGCUGUAAUGAGCAGAGGAGGGAUUGCUGAGGCCCUUACUUCUGAUCACCGCCCUUCAAGAGAGGAUGAAAAGGAAAGAAUUGAGGCUUCGGGUGGCUAUGUAGAUUGUUGCCAUGGUAUUUGGAGAAUUCAGGGCUCUUUGGCUGUGUCCCGAGGAAUUGGAGAUCGACACCUAAAACAAUGGGUAACAGCAGAGCCAGAAACAAAAAUCCUUAGAAUUGAACCCGAUUUGGAGUUCUUAAUCCUUGCUUCUGAUGGGUUGUGGGAUAAGGUUAGUAAUCAGGAAGCUGUAGAUAUUGCUCGUCCUUUGUGCAUAGGCGGCAUCCAAAAGCCAGAACUGCUCUUGGCUUGUAGAAAGCUUGCAACCCUCUCUAUCUCACGAGGCUCCACUGAUGACGUUAGCGUGAUGUUGAUUCAAUUGGGACGCUUUUAUUGAUGAUCCCAGGCCAGUAUCGUCACUAAAUAGCAUAUUUAACUUAUAGUUCGAAGGAUCAUUGAUUUUAUUAGUUUUUUAUGAUGAUGACGAAAGGUGACUUUUAUAUAUGAUGGAGAACCUCAGCCAGUGCAGUAGUGUAGUUUUGCCUGACCAUUCUUGGAGGAACUUUACUAUUUAUUGUUUCAAUUCGUGUAACCUUGACCUUGAUCUGUAAUCAGUUGAUUCUAUUAUGUAAAUUCGAUUGCUAACUUAUACGAGAUUCAUGUCUACUCACAGUUUUGUUUA
This is a messenger RNA of Camellia sinensis, 1534 nucleotides long. RefSeq names its product putative protein phosphatase 2C 25. The record is from RefSeq and is a predicted model, not a curated record. Gene Ontology annotation, molecular function: protein serine/threonine phosphatase activity; cation binding. Gene Ontology annotation, biological process: protein dephosphorylation. NCBI's taxonomy places the organism in Eukaryota, Viridiplantae, Streptophyta, Magnoliopsida, Ericales, Theaceae.